Athene cunicularia (burrowing owl) is the source of this 4293-nucleotide messenger RNA. It is a transcript of the gene USP33, whose product is annotated as ubiquitin specific peptidase 33. Lineage: Eukaryota; Metazoa; Chordata; Aves; Strigiformes; Strigidae. Gene Ontology annotation, biological process: protein deubiquitination. The transcript has 24 exons. The coding region runs from base 751 to 3495 and encodes 914 amino acids. The record is from RefSeq and is a predicted model, not a curated record. Gene Ontology annotation, molecular function: cysteine-type deubiquitinase activity; zinc ion binding.
UGAAAUGACUCUUCAUUCAAAGGGAUCUUAUUGCAAAGCAGUGGAAGUAAAGACUAAGUCAAAGGUAACAAACUGGAAGUUUACUAGGAGUUGUGUCUGAGAUGCCUACUAGGCAAGGCUUGUUUUCCCCCAUGCUGUCAAAGCCCUGUGUUACUUAAUACUCAAAGGAGUGAUAGGUCAUAUGGUGGAAGAAACAAACCUAAAGCUGCCAAAGCCAACAGGCAAAGCGGAAAGAGAUGUUGACAACAGUGCUAAAGGCUGCAAACAGAUCAAGGAGUGUGCGUCACUGAGUUAGGAUGGAAGCUUAGUCGCAAGCCUUGAUAAGGGAAUGCUAGAUUGGACAGAUAAUGGUUGGGCAAAGAAAGCUUAAAAUUUCUUGGUCUUUGGAGAGAUCGAGGCAUCAAUAGUAAUUGUCUUAAGUGACAAAACCGUAGCAGAGUAGCAAAGUUCUUGGUUCUUAUCUGCAUGAGUCAGUUGGAGGAUUGUAUAAAAAGAAUGUUAUUGAGUUCAUUUUGUUUAUUUUCCUUCUGUAGAACAUCAUAGCUUUCUGUGCAACCAUCAAAAUAACAAUGCCAAAGUGACUCUAUUUAGCAUUCUUUAUUUCUGUUAAGUUUCUGUGUCUGCAUCAGAGACCUUGGAUGGACAGAGUGAACUCAAACAAGAGAAAAGCUUGCUGAGUGUUCAGUCCUACAUUGAUUCACUGGUCUUGAAGAUCCUGGCUGCAGGAUCUCAGAAAAUACAGCUUCUGCAAUGUCAUCGCCCAGCAGCAAUUGCCCACACUUGGAAUCAGUUGGUGAAAUAACAAAAGAGGAAUUGAUACAGAAAUCUCAUGGCACUUGUCAGGACUGUAAAGUCAGAGGACCCAACCUUUGGGCAUGCUUAGAGAACAGAUGUACAUAUGUUGGCUGUGGUGAAUCCCAUGUUGAUCACAGUACCACCCAUUCCCAGGAGACAAAACACUGUCUAACUGUCAACCUUACUACACUCCGUGUUUGGUGUUAUGCCUGUAGUAAGGAAGUGUUCCUGGAUAGAAAAUUAAGAUCUCAUUCUCCACUACCAAAUGCAAGACUGUCUCACCAAGCACAAGAUAAUAGUGUUCAGGAUUUUAAAAUACCUAGUAAUCCCACGCUGAAGAUUCCUCUAGCAGCUGUAUUUGAUGACUUAGAUAUAGAAGUGGAAGAAGAUGAGUUAAAGACUAGAGGUCUAACAGGAUUAAAAAAUAUUGGAAACACUUGUUACAUGAAUGCAGCUUUACAAGCUCUUUCCAACUGCCCACCUUUGACGCACUUUUUUCUUGACUGUGGAGGCUUAGCACGAACAGAUAAGAAACCGGCAAUUUGUAAAAGUUACCUCAAGCUGAUGACAGAACUCUGGCACAAGAGCAGGCCUGGUUCUGUUGUUCCUACGGGUUUAUUUCAAGGAAUUAAAACUGUUAAUCCAACAUUUCGAGGCUACUCUCAACAGGAUGCACAAGAAUUUUUGCGUUGUCUUAUGGAUUUGCUUCAUGAAGAACUUAAAGAACCAGUUGUAGAACUGGAAGAUGCCCAGCCUAUGAGUGUUGAAGAGAGUAUGGAAGACGACAAGAGUCAGUCAGAUGUAGGCUUUCAGCCCUGUGAAUCCUGUGGUACCUGUGAUAAAACAGAAAGUGAUGCUAUUUUCAAACCUGUCUUAGAGGAUCCUGCAGAGACAACCAUGUUAAUUCAGGAUGAUGAUAACAACUCAAUCACAUCCAAAGACUGGCAGAAAGAAAAAAUAUCAAACAACAAGCUUAAACGAGCAAAUUCUAUGGAAGAUUUGGAAAAAGACACAAACACUACUUCAGAGACUACUGAUUUUUUAAAUAAUCAAGGAACUGUCAAAGUACAGAUACACAGCAGAUUCUCAGAGUACAUCAAUGAUGUCCACAUGAAUGAUAUAUCGGCAGCCCAAACCCCAUCAUCAAAUGAAGGGAUGAACACACGCUUAUCAAACAGUCCUCCAAAAUCAUUCUCAUCGUGCUCUUCAAUGGCACCAGUCCACAAAAAAGUUUCAACAGUAUCAUCACCAAAAAGGAAGAAGCGCAAGAAGUACAGGAGUGUUAUCUCUGAUAUAUUUGAUGGGACUAUAAUAAGCUCAGUACAGUGCUUGACUUGUGAUCGGCUGUCUGUAACCCUGGAGACCUUUCAGGAUCUGUCCUUGCCUAUUCCAGGUAAGGAAGAUCUUGCUAAACUCCAUUCUGCAAGUCAUCAGACAUCUCUAGUCAAGGCAGGGUCAUGUGGAGAAGCAUAUGCCCCCCAGGGAUGGAUAGCUUUUUUUAUGGAAUAUUUCAAAAGAUGUUUCAGGUUUGUUGUCUCAUGUGUUCCUAGCUGGUUUUGGGGUCCAGUUGUAACCUUACAAGAUUGUCUUGCUGCCUUUUUCGCCAGAGAUGAGCUCAAGGGUGAUAACAUGUAUAGCUGUGGAAGGUGUAAAAAGUUAAGAAAUGGAGUGAAAUUCUGCAAAGUGCAAAAAUUUCCUGAGAUACUGUGCAUACAUCUCAAAAGAUUUAGACAUGAACUUAUGUUUUCCACAAAAAUUGGGACCCAUGUGUCCUUUCCCUUGGAAGGCCUUGAUCUUCAGCCUUUCCUGGCAAAGGACAGUCCAGCUCAAAUAGUGACUUAUGAUCUUCUAUCUGUCAUCUGCCAUCAUGGAACUGCCAGCAGUGGACAUUAUAUAGCUUAUUGUCGCAACAACUUAAAUAAUUUGUGGUAUGAAUUUGAUGACCAAAGUGUCACAGAAGUAUCAGAAUCCACAGUGCAAAAUGCAGAAGCAUAUGUUCUCUUCUACAGAAAGAGCAGUGAAGAAGCACAGAGAGAAAGACGGAGGAUAUCAGGUCUACUGAAUAUGAUGGAACCAAGCCUUCUGCAGUUCUAUGUUUCCAGACAGUGGUUAAAUAAAUUCAAGACUUUUGCAGAGCCAGGACCAAUUUCAAAUAAUGACUUUCUCUGUGUGCAUGGAGGUGUUCCUCCACACAAAGCUAACUUCAUAGAGGACCUAGUUGUAAUGCUACCUCAAAAUAUAUGGGAUAAUCUGUAUAGCAGGUAUGGAGGAGGACCAGCUGUUAACCAUUUGUAUGUUUGUCACACCUGCCAAAUAGAGUCUGAAAGAAUUGAAAAAAGAAGGAAAAACGAAUUGGAAAUGUUUAUUCGGCUUAAUAGAGCAUUCCGAGAAAAAGGAUCUCCAUCAACAUUUUACUGCAUCAGUAUGCAGUGGUUCAGAGAAUGGGAAGGAUUUGUAAAGGGUAAAGACAGUGAUCCUCCUGGUCCUAUUGAUAACGCUAAGAUUGCAGUAACAAAAUGUGGAAAUACUGUGCUAAGACAAGGUGCAGAUUCUGGACAAAUAUCUGAAGGAACAUGGAAUUUUCUUCAGUCAAUCUAUGGUGGAGGUCCAGAGAUUAUACUCAGACCACCUGUUCCUCCAGUAGAACCUGAUAUCUUGCAAACAGAGGAGAAGAUUGAAUUAGAAACUCAUGGUCUGUAGCUAUUGAGAAAAAGAGGAACUUGUAAGGAAUCCACUUUUCCUUACAAAAUGCCCAAAACACAUUCCUAAAAAUUUUAUUCUCUUAUGUCUGUUGGAGGCACAACUCACUGGGCAUUACAUUAACUACAGAAUAGUAAGUUGAAAUAUGUAUUACAAUUUGUUUAAAUAGAGGCUGUUUCUCUGUUCUGGAAGGCAUGUGGUUUGUACAUUUUGAGUGUUUGGUCAAUGAAAAAAAAAAAAAAAAAGUAAUUUCUGAAGUUUUUGGGAUAUUUGGUCAAAAUCCUGUUAUAUCCUUAGACUUGAAAAAUGGGGACAAAUUUUAGAGAUGUUCGAUAACCCUUCCGAUUCUGAAUUGGGCUUCUGAUAUCUACAAACUUUUGCUUGUCUUCACUGUACAGCCUUGACAAGGCUAGGCAUAUGGGGAGUAUAUUUUAAAUGGAUUGCAAUCGAUAAAGAAAAAGGAUUUUCGUUUCCUAAAUGCUCAGGAAAAAAAUCUCACUUAUUUUGCACUGUAAGCAUAUGAAAUGGGUAGUAUAUAACAUCCAAAUACUUACUGUAUUUGAAUGGAUCAAACAUUAGUGUAGAUUGAAUAUUGUUUUAGUCAGCAAAUGUCAUAACUUAUUACCUACUAAAUUUUACAUCUUAUUAUAGUCUUCUGUAACUCUAUAAACCUGGCUAGUGUCUUUAAUAGUAUAUGUGACAAAAAGAUUUAGUCUUCUCUAGGGUAAUGUUUGAGAGCAUGAAGUGUGAAAUGUAAAAUGAUUAUGGACAUGAGUGAUAUAAAUUUCAGAAAUUAAA